AUGGGUCUGUACAAGCCAACGAGACUCAUGUACGGCGUAAGCUCGGCGCCGGCUAUUUGGCAGCGCCUGAUGGAGGAAAUUCUCAGUGGCAUACCGGGCGUCACAGUGUUUAUUGAUGACAUUCGCAUCACCGGGCCGAAUGAUAAAGUGCACCUAGAGCGACUAGCUGAAGUGUUGAAACGGUUGAGUGAAUAUGGAAUGCGUGUGAAUCUCGAUAAGUGCCAGUUUUUUGAGGAAAAGAUCGAGUAUUGUGGAUACAUUAUUGACCGCCGUGGAAUUCACAAAGUGCAGAAGAAAAUUGAUGCUGUGCAGAAUAUGCCUGUUCCUCAGAACAAAGACCAAGUGCGAUCGUUUGUUGGGCUAGUGAACUAUUAUGGACGAUUCUUUCCGCAAUUAAGCACGACAAUCUUUCCGCUCAAUCAACUCUUGCGUAAUGACGUGCCGUUCAAGUGGUCCAAAGUGUGUAAUGAAGCUUUUCAAAAUGUGAAGAAGGAAAUGCAGUCGGAUCGAUUCCUAGUACAUUACAAUCCAGAGUUACCGCUAGUGCUGGCAACCGAUGCAUCGCCUUAUGGAGUCGGCGCGGUUCUCAGUCACAUCUUUCCGGACGGAUCUGAAAGGCCGAUUCAGUAUGCGUCCCAAACGCUCAAUGAAACGCAGCGCAGAUACAAACAAGUAGACCGUGAGGCAUACGCCAUAGUGUUUGGUAUCCGAAAAUUCUACCAGUAUCUGUACGGCCGCAAAUUUGUGCUGUAUACAGACAACGAACCCGUGAAACAAAUAUUCUCUGAAGCGAAAGGUUUGCCAACAAUGUCUGCAUUGCGUAUGCAGCAUUAUGCAACGUUCUUGCAGUCCUUCAACUAUACGAUUAAAUUUCGACCAACGAAGCAGCACUACAACGCAGACGCGUUCUCUCGGCUUCCGCUGAAUGUCAAAACACCAGAUAACGUUGUCGAGGAAAGCGAUUUGCUGGAAGUAAGUAUCAUCGAAACUCUUCCGCUAACAGUUGAAGAGCUGUCGAAAGCAACUGCAAUCGAUAGUUCGGUUAAGAUACUACUACAAGGACUGAAGAAUGGCAAAAUGGUAGACGGUAAGGAGCGAUUUGGAGUGGACCAGAACGAGUUUUCUCUACAGCAAGGCUGUAUAAUGCGGGGCAUUCGGGUGUACGUACCUCCCGAGCUUCGCAGCAAGGUGCUCGCAGAGCUGCAUUCGGCACAUUUCGGUACUACACGUCUCAAAUCGCUUGCCAGAGGCUAUGUUUGGUGGGAAAGAAUCGAUAAGGACAUUGAGGAGUUAGUUAGAAACUGCGCAUCUUGCCAAUCGACGAGACCGAACCCGGUUAAGGUUACAACACAUUGUUGGGAACCUCCCAAGCAACCAUUCGAAAGAGUGCAUGUAGACUUCGCUGGACCUUUCAUGGGAACCUACUUCAUCGUGUUCGUCGACGCCUAUUCCAAAUGGCCAGUGGUCAAAAUCUUGCGAGACAUCACUACAGCAACAACAAUCAACGCCUGCAGGGAAUUCUUCACGACGUACGGAAUACCAUGUGUACUGGUUAGCGAUCAUGGUGUCCAGUUUACAUCAGGUGAGUUUCAGAAGUUUCUAAGGCUGAAUGGCGUUUUCCAUAAAAUGGGUGCCCCAUACCACCCCUCCACCAACGGGCAGGCGGAGAGAUUCAUCCAAACCUUCAAGAAUAAGAUGAAAGCUCUUCGCUGCGACAAAGUGGGAAUGCACAAAGAGCUUUGCAACAUUCUCUUGAAUUACCGGAAAACCAUCCACCCAACUACAGGCAAAUCCCCAUCUAUGAUGUUGUUCAACCGCCAAAUCCGAUCCAGACUCGAUCUAAUGCUGCCUAGCUCGGAGUGUUCGGAUAAAGUUGACACUAAGGUUCGAUCAAUUCCGGAGGGAGGAAGAGUUGCUGCUCGUGACUUUCUGGAUAGCGAAAAAUGGAAGUAUGGAUACGUCGUCGAGAAACUAGGUAAGCUGCAUUACAACGUACAACUCGACGAUAACAGGAUCUGGAAGCGCCACAUUGACCAGCUUCGUGAAGUGGGACAGAACCUUCGCACUGAGCCGUUUGUAGAUCGUCCACCAUCUCCAAGGAACUUGCGGUCGCAUUCACCCCAACAAUCGCCUACUGCGGAGCCAGUGGGCACUCAAAGUGCUGCUUCAUCAACAAGGACAAACGCGGAGUCCCCACAAAAACCACCUGCUUUUUCCAUACCUGAUGACCAACCACCGAUACCAGCGAGAGUACCAGAGGUACCUAUCCGGCCGGACGUAACAGGUGAACCAAGCCGAUCUGAACAGAAGCCAACGCCUAGACGUUCGAAUAGAGUGUCGAAGCCUCCAAGAAGGUUGGACUUAUAG
Molecule: messenger RNA, 2367 nt
Organism: Aedes albopictus (Asian tiger mosquito)
Lineage: Eukaryota; Metazoa; Arthropoda; Insecta; Diptera; Culicidae
Exons: 1
Coding region: 1-2367 (788 amino acids)
Biological process (GO): DNA integration
Molecular function (GO): nucleic acid binding
Source: RefSeq, a predicted model, not a curated record